CACUAUUGAUAUGGACAAACCUGAAGUAAUGGAUUCUGUGAACGAUCUAGAGAAGAAUGAAAAGUUUGCAGAUCAAGAGCACGAGACUACAGAACCCGUUCAGAAUGGCCUGGACUCCACAUGUGCCUCAGUGUCAUCAAGCCCCACUGAGAAAACCAGACUCACUGGACCAAGUGAUUCAGUUGCUCUAGAAGACACUGAGGUCAUAGGUGAGAUUCCUGUGUUGAGCGAGGCAAAAUUAGUGGAAGCAGUUAAAGAAGUAAAAGAUGCAGAAACUGGACCUCAACAAACAGAAGACGAAAAGGAGAAACAGGAAAAGGAAGCUAGUGCUGCACAGAAAAACGAAGGAAAAGAAGACACUUCUGCCACCCCAAAAUCAGAGAUCCUUUUCAGCAGUGGCACAGUAGAGGUGAAGCUGAUACAGAAAGAUACAGAAGAGAGUGUGGAGGAAGUGCACGAGGCAUUGGAUGAGAGUGCAGACCUAUAUCUGGGAGCAGAGGAGAUGGAAAUGGGAGCCAGCAAUAACAAGCCACCCAAACCACUGCUGGAGCUCACAAUUCCUGGUAUAGAGACCCGAUGCAGCUUAGCACCAGCUGUGGACAUACUGGCCUACAGUGAGAGAGAAUGGAAGGGAAACACGACCAAAAGCGAUCUCAUCAGAAAGGGCUAUAGUGAGAUGUCCCGUAGCUUUAGCGGUCUGAGGAGAGCCAGAGGCGAUAACUACUGUGCCCUACGAGCCACACUGUAUCAGGUGCUGGCAAACAGCACAAAUAUGCCCACCUGGCUGCAGGAUGAAGGCUUUCUAUUGUUACCAGAGAGGAUUGAAGCUCAGGAGCAUUUGAUUGCUAGAUGGGUGUUUCCUUCUGAAUGCAAGUCAGGAAGUGAGAAGGAAAGUUCUGUGGAGAGACUGAAAUGUUAUUUGGAUCUCCUUAAGAAGAAGUGGCAGGCAGCAGUGGCCUGUGAGAGCCCAGAGGAGAAGCACAAUUUGUGUGAGCGUGUGUUUCAGGGAGGAGAAGAGGAGUAUGGUCUUUUGGAAGCACUAAAGUUUCUAAUGCUGGCCAAAGCUGUUGAGCUUCAUCAAAACAUGAUGGCAGAUCAAGAAGUGCCUGUGUUCUGCUGGCUUCUUUUUGCCCGCGACACAUCAGAAACCCCCCAAACCCUCCUAGCCAAUCACCUGAGCCAGAUCGGCUUCAGUGGAGGGGUAGAACAGGUAGAGAUGUUUCUAUUGGGCUAUGCCUUAAAGCACACCAUUCAAGCCUUCCGACUAUAUAUGACUGACACAGACGAAUUUGUGACACAUUACCCAGACGACCACAAGCAGGAGUGGCCCUGCGUGUGUAUCGUCACAGAGGACGAUCGCCAUUACAACGUCCCUGUCAGGAGGAGCGUUCAGCACCAGCACAGAGAAGAUAUCACGAUGACCUAACAGAAAACUCAGAGAACAAAUCUGAUCUACAAAGUGGCAUGAUGUUUGUUUUUUUGAUAAUGAUCUGUAGGUCAUCCCGUGAAUAAAAAGAUGAAGGGAAUUUACAGCAGUCUACCAAGAUCAAAUUGCAAGCAGAAGUGCUCAGGUUUUUCCCCUAAAUGAAUCAGAGCUAACAUCAGACUGUCAGGAAAUGCUGUGAUGAUUAACACUGGUUCAGAAAGGGGGAAAAAAAAAAAACCUUACUGCCUUUUUACUUUAAUCCUGUUAUUUUUUGUAUUAUGCACUGUUGGAAAUUGUGUUGAUUUACAUUGCCAAUGUAAAAAAAAAAAAAUACUAAAGCGUUUACAAUAAUAAUUUUAGAGAAUUUUUCAUUCAAAAGAAUGUAUUGUGGGUAUAGUACGGGAAAUGAGAUAGUGGUCUAAUCGCUGUACUUCAGAUUUAUGUUGUUUCAGAAUAUAAAACAUGUAGAAAAUAGCCAUGAGCAUUUUUUUUUU
Sinocyclocheilus rhinocerous is the source of this 1920-nucleotide messenger RNA. RefSeq names its product ubiquitin thioesterase otulin-like. The transcript has 8 exons. The annotation marks the transcript as partial. Gene Ontology annotation, biological process: protein linear deubiquitination. Lineage: Eukaryota; Metazoa; Chordata; Actinopteri; Cypriniformes; Cyprinidae. Gene Ontology annotation, molecular function: cysteine-type deubiquitinase activity. Gene Ontology annotation, cellular component: cytoplasm. The record is from RefSeq and is a predicted model, not a curated record.